Messenger RNA from Leucoraja erinaceus (little skate), 1748 nucleotides. RefSeq names its product peroxisome biogenesis factor 2-like. Gene Ontology annotation, molecular function: zinc ion binding. The transcript is spliced from 3 exons. NCBI's taxonomy places the organism in Eukaryota, Metazoa, Chordata, Chondrichthyes, Rajiformes, Rajidae. The record is from RefSeq and is a predicted model, not a curated record. Gene Ontology annotation, cellular component: peroxisomal membrane. Gene Ontology annotation, biological process: protein import into peroxisome matrix. The coding region runs from base 1 to 627 and encodes 208 amino acids.
AUGCACAGAUUGGUCUUCUCUCCUGUCAGUCACCGCCAUGUCCGGGAUGGCGAUGCCCCUUCCUGCAUCAUUGCUGCACUGAUUUACCGCAUACACUUUCAGUCACCGGCUGCGCCCGCCUCGCCCGGCAUUGCCCGGCAUUGCCCGGUGUUGCCCGGUGCCUCACUGUGUCUACUGAAUUUUCUCAUCUUUCUUCAGAGGGGUAUAUUUACUACUUUUCCAGAAAGACUUCUAGGAAUCAGAGCUGUUUUCUGCAGACCGCAAGGUGUUCGCCAAGUUGGGUUUGAAUAUAUGAAUCGCGAACUGUUAUGGCAUGGAUUUGCUGAAUUCUUAAUAUUUCUUCUGCCACUGAUUAAUACCAGAAAACUGAAAGUAGUUGUUUCAUCGUGGUUCCUUCCUGUAGGUCAUCUCCAUCAUAAUGACGGCACACUAUCAACCCACUAUAAAGAAUGUGCCAUUUGUGGUGAUUGGCCAACUAUGCCUCAUAUAAUCGGUUGUAAGCAUGUUUUUUGUUAUUAUUGUAUUCAAAGUAAUUACUUGUCUGAUGCUGACUUUACUUGUCCAAAAUGUAGCACUGAAAUCCACAAUAUUGAACCUUUGAUAUCAAACAUUCACCAAUUAAUCUAAUAUAAAUUUGCAUAAAUCCAAUUUUGGAAUUAGAACACAUGAUCUUCCACUCUCCAAUUUGCUUACCGUUUUUCAGGUUACUGUCUAUGUCCCUGUGUCAUAACCAGCUCCUUCUUUAUUAUCUCCAAUACUUCUGCUUCACUUGAGUGCAUGUUUACUCCAGGUUGCUGUUUCUUCCGCUGAAACUGUGAUCUCUCGGAGAACCUCCAGGUGUCAUUCUCUUUGAUAAAGUUUUGAUGAUGAGGUCUUCGGAUGGUUCUAUAGGCCGCCUAUUGCUGAUGACAAUUGAAGGUAUUUGGACUAACAGCUUGGGAAGGCCCAGCUCAGUAUUGUGGUCCCUGGAGUAAAGGAUACUGUUCUUGCUUCAUGUGGUAGGUGAAGAAUGUCCUUCAUAUUAAAUAGUUUGUUAAGUUCUCCAAGACAGUAAUGGACGGCUUAUGUUAGAUGAUCGUAUAAUCUGGAAAACGUGAGGGUCUUAAACCCCUUACACAAAUAAAAACAUUUCUUCCAUCGAACGUGUCCAAAGACAGGCAGCUCGAUUUGUUACUAACACCUAUGAGAGAGAAGCGAGUGUCACCAAACUUCUGAAUUCUCUGGGGUGGAACCCUCUCCAAGACAGACGUGAAGCUCACUGUUUGACCUGUUUUUACAAAAUGUUAAAUGGUCAGCUCGACAUAGACUACAAGACCUUCACCAAACCCAAACCAAUUAGGAGCAGACGAGGGCAUUCGAUCCAAUUUGUGAUCCCAGCUACAAAGACAGAUGUGUACAGCAAUUCGUUCUUCCUCCGCACAAUUAAAGCAUGGAAUAAUCUCCACCCAACUAUAGUUACCCAACUAGAUGCAACUAAAUUUAAAGUAGCUCUUUCUUCCCAAUAACCCUUUCUGUCUUAAGCCCUCCCAUCACCAUCUCCAGUUUAAAUUCCAUUUGGAAUAUUUUGGAGGACCAAGAAACCAAGACAGAAGGCACAGUAUACUGGACUGCAGAGCCCACUGAUAGCCUGCAACACAUGUCUGCUGGGUAUAGGGUAAAAUAUCUGCUGGUAUUCAGCAUGUCAGGAGACCAUGCAUAGACAACGUAUCAGGAUGGGCGCCUUCUUCAGACUUGACCUGAAAUGUAAG